CUCUCGCCUCAACUUUGGAUGUUGCCAAGUCGCGCGCGGCGCCAACUCUUGUUGGGACGAACCCAUGUCUUCAUUUUUUUUCUCCACCGCGGAUGUGAAUGGGACAGCUUUAAAAGGGCACGAGUCUUUGGACUGAAACUUUUGUCUCUGUUCCAUAGGUUCGCAGCCCAGAGAGCCGCCGGGAUGUUCUACUUUCACUGCCCGCCUCAGCUGGACGGAGAGUGCUGUCGCUCCAACACACUGAAUGCAAGCGGCUUCGGCAACCACGCCCCGGCUGAUUUUGAUGACGGAUUUCUACGUAGAAAACAGCGCAGAAAUAGAACAACGUUUACUUUGCAACAGCUGGAGGCUUUGGAGGCCGUCUUUGCCCAGACUCACUACCCUGACGUGUUUACCCGCGAGGAGCUGGCCAUGAAGAUCAACCUGACCGAGGCCAGGGUGCAGGUUUGGUUUCAGAAUCGCAGAGCAAAGUGGAGGAAGACGGAGCGAGGGAGCGCGGACCCUGAAGGAGGUAAAGAGCAGAUGAAUGACGGCACUCCUCCAUCCCGCGGCAUCAACUCUCAGUCCCCGGUGGACCACAGCAGAAAGCAGAAAGAACCAAUGGAGAUGCAGCAGAGUAUCAACAGGACAGUGGGUCCAAGUGGUCCGUUCUUCCCAUCUUGUAUACCAGGCACACUCCUCAACUCGGCCACCUACGCCCAGGCCCUCUCACAGGUCGCCACACUGAAAGGUAAUGGCUUAUGCUCCUGCUGUGUUUCUGACCCCAUGGGCUUGUCCUUCCUGCCGCCCUACGGUUGUCAGGGCAACCGCACAGCCAGCGUGGCCGCCCUGCGCAUGAAGGCCCGAGAGCACUCGGAGGCCGUGCUGCAGUCCGCCAACCUGCUCAGUGCGGCGAGCGGUCCCGGUGCCGGCGUGGGAGUGCUGUCCGGAGUCGGCAUGAGACCCACAGUGGGUUCCGCCAUUGAGGCCCCCGUCACCGUGGGAAGAGGAAGAGACAGCUCCAGUCCCAGCCCGGCCACCAAGGUGCCAGUCCUGGGUAGCGGCCAUGACAAACACCCUCACUGCUCCAAGGAACCACAGGAGAAAAAGUGAAGCGCUGGACAAAAACGCGGAUGUACUCCUACUCUAAAUCUUUGUGAUCGUGCCGGUUAUUACUACACUACUCUGGUCCUAUGAGCAACCAAGCACAACUACUGACUGAGCCCACAAACCGGCCCGGGAAAUACCGUAUUGAUAUCAAAAUGUAUGGAUGCAACAUUUAAAUAUUUAUUUGACUGUAAAUUAUUAUUGUUUGUGAGAAAUGCUAAAUAUGUGGGGCCUUGUUAUCCCAGCACAAGUGUGGUUUUGGAUCUAUAUCUGUCUUCGUGAACUCUUGGACUCUACUUGAUGGACUACGGUUGAUACAACAUGUGUGCAAGAAAAUCCUAUUUGAUAAUGUGAAUUUAAGUAAUCUCAAGACAGUUCCUCUCGUAUUCAUGAAGAGGACCGACGCUUACAUUUUCAAUGUCAAUGCAUGUAAACUCUGUGUAGAACUGAUGGCAGCACAGUGAGGACUUUGGAGAAUUUUGGCAAUAGGAUGUUUUUGCCAUCAGGUCAUUAAUGGCCCUCAAACAAUAUCUCAUUCUUUUGAUUUUAAAGUGAAAGUGAACUUACAUUUUCUUCUUUUGUGUGUGUAAAUGUGUACAUACAGACGGACAGAGCGGCGGCUGUCCCUUGCACUCUGUUAGCACAUCAGUGGUUCCAGCAGACAGGAACCACGCCAGUCCUGUUGUGACAUGUUCUUUAAAACAAUUAAAGAUGUAGUCGCUCAUGUUCCUCUCCUGUUGCCUCGCGCUCCAGCCAUCUGUUCGGAUACAUUAUUUAUCAGUUUCCUUUAAAGCCGGGAGAGGAGAGCAAUCGUGACUCUUAUUAUUUAUUUACUUUUAGAAAUGCUCACCCUCUUUCCCCUGCUCUCUCUAAGUAUUUUUUAAUAA
This is a messenger RNA of Pungitius pungitius (ninespine stickleback), 1973 nucleotides long. RefSeq names its product dorsal root ganglia homeobox (gene drgx). The coding region runs from base 19 to 1092 and encodes 357 amino acids. The transcript is spliced from 6 exons. Gene Ontology annotation, molecular function: RNA polymerase II transcription regulatory region sequence-specific DNA binding; DNA-binding transcription factor activity, RNA polymerase II-specific. The record is from RefSeq and is a predicted model, not a curated record. Gene Ontology annotation, biological process: regulation of transcription by RNA polymerase II. NCBI's taxonomy places the organism in Eukaryota, Metazoa, Chordata, Actinopteri, Perciformes, Gasterosteidae.